GAUCCUAUGGUAGCAAGUGCUGCAUAUAAAUCUCUGUCUCACUUCAGUGCUGGAGAACACACCAUUCUUCACCUGCCGGAAAAGAUAAGGCCCGAAAUGCCUGUUCCUGAUGAGCUGGAUGAAGAGGAAUCUGUGGACCUUUCCAUUCCUGGUUCUUGCUAUCUCAGACUGUUGCCCAUCACUGCGCCUUCGGUUUUACCAGCUUUGGAAGAAUUCUUUACAUCUCUUGUGAGACAAGAGAUGGUGAAUAUGCCCCGUGGGAUAUAUCACUCUGCAUUGAAAGGAGGCAUCCGCUCAGACCAAGGGAAGACUGUAGCAGGAAUCCCCAACUUUAUAUUGAAGACGUAUGAAACAAACAAGCAACCAGGACUGAAACCUGGCCUGGCAGGUGGCAUGCUGUUUUGCUAUGAUGUUGCCAUGUAUCAGAGCAAAGAUGGCAAGCCACUGAAUCGGUUAAUGGCCAGUAGAGGGCGAAACUUCAAGCAGACAACACUGGCCCUCCUCCAUGAA
This is a messenger RNA of Grammomys surdaster, 510 nucleotides long. Its product is annotated as focadhesin-like. The annotation marks the transcript as partial. The transcript has 4 exons. The record is from RefSeq and is a predicted model, not a curated record. Lineage: Eukaryota; Metazoa; Chordata; Mammalia; Rodentia; Muridae. Gene Ontology annotation, biological process: regulation of post-transcriptional gene silencing.